Caenorhabditis elegans is the source of this 1224-nucleotide messenger RNA. RefSeq names its product PAW domain-containing protein (gene W04G5.9). Gene Ontology annotation, biological process: glycoprotein catabolic process. The transcript has 13 exons. The record is from RefSeq and is marked reviewed. NCBI's taxonomy places the organism in Eukaryota, Metazoa, Nematoda, Chromadorea, Rhabditida, Rhabditidae. Gene Ontology annotation, cellular component: cytoplasm. Bases 1 to 1224 code for a protein of 407 amino acids.
AUGCGUGUAUCUUCUAGUAUUUGCAGCAUUUUGAUUAUUUCUGCCCCAAUCGCUCUUUUUCUGACUGAUGUAUUCUAUGGAGACCCUAAAGCACGUGAUUCAAAUCUGAUAACACGCUAUAUAACAAUCUUAGCAAAUACUACAUCAAUUUUGUUCGCCCGUGAUUCGACAUUUUUAGCUUCAGAAACCACUACAAACCCAGCGCCUAUGAGUGCCGGGAUUCAAACGCGAGGAUCGUAUGCGAAUACAAAAAGUUUACCAGUUCCAGAUUUACCACCAUCUACUCUGAAAACUACAACUAAACCUGUUAUCACCGCUACGAGAUCAACUGCUAGAAUCACUACCACUACAAAACCGGCUACAGCCAGCACUACCAAAGCAACUACGAAAGCUUCGACUUUAGAACCACCAGAGGCUCCUACUAAAGCAUCAACUGCUAGAACUAUCUCCACAACUGAGACUACCACUUCUCCGCCAACGACAACUGUCACUCCUCGCACAACAAGAUCAUCGACUGCUAGAACUGUAGCCACAACUAAAACCUCACCAUCUACUCUGAGAACUACAACAAAACCACCUACUACCACAACGAUUGCUACAACAAGAAUCACUACUAAGACAACAACUUCUCCGCCGCCAUUUACAACAACAGUCACUACUACUACAUCAGCUGCUAGAACUAUUGCCACAACAACACCUAUAAAAACUGUUCCACCGGUUAAAGUGUUCGGCAAAGCAAUCAAACCGAUACCAACACCUGGAGAAAACAUCCUCGAUUUUGAGUAUGAUAUUGUUAAAGACAAGUACUCCCAAAGUCCGGAAAAUGGAUUAUUUUCUCAAGUUUAUGAUGUGAAGAACAUCCGACGUAUCAGAGAUACUAAUACAAAUGAGGUUUAUUUUGGCUUGGUCGAUGGAGCUGAUCAUGGAACUAUUUCGUGGCGCUUUGAUAAAGAUUUAAAUAACAACAAGAUUGGAAGAGUAGAUAUCGAAGUUCGAGAUGAUGAAGAAUAUAGUUACAAUGGCAAAGCAAUAGCGACUUUUUGCAUAGCUGAUGAAUGCUGGAUCAUUCGUAGAAACUCGGUUACAAGUAUUUACGAUACAAAACACGGCCAAAUCAACGUCAUAUUCAUUUUGACUGGUGGCGACGCACAAAUAUUUAGGAGAAGUUUGGGAGAGGAAGCACAUUUUCCCAGUUGGAAGUUGACAGUUCACACAAGUGAGUAA